This is a messenger RNA of Dacryopinax primogenitus, 993 nucleotides long. RefSeq lists its product as uncharacterized. Gene Ontology annotation, cellular component: mitochondrion; mitochondrial inner membrane. Lineage: Eukaryota; Fungi; Basidiomycota; Dacrymycetes; Dacrymycetales; Dacrymycetaceae. The transcript is spliced from 5 exons. Gene Ontology annotation, biological process: protein insertion into mitochondrial inner membrane from matrix. The record is from RefSeq and is a predicted model, not a curated record. Bases 1 to 993 code for a protein of 330 amino acids.
AUGUCUGCUUCACUCUACAAAAUCGGUGGUAUCUGCCGACGGUCAUGUCUACAACCUCUGCCCCAUGUGCGGUACUACGCAGCGGCCGGGACUACUGCUCGCACAACAUCAACAUCAAAGCCCCCCAGUGCGGCCGAUCUCGAGGCACAGAAACAGCAAAAGGCGAUCGAGAAAGAACGAAGGCUGGUGGACAUCUCCGCCCGUCAACAGAACCCGUUCCAUGACCCAAUGAAUACGGGUAUAGCGAUCCCGUUGUUGGCGGUCAAGCCGCCAGUAUCGUGGAGCUCAUUGAAAGGAGUAUCUAUACGUGGACGCACACGUUGGCUAUCCGAUCGUGUUGUGGACAUGUUUUCCAACUACACAACAAUAUUGAAUCUGGGGAGAAACCAGAGACUGCCUUUCAUAAAAUUCAGUGAUCAGCCUGUUGGAUGGAGGAACACCUGGUUCGGAAAGCGAGAUGUGUGGCUCAAGCCCUUGCAAGAGAACGCGCUAGACAUGUAUAUUAAGACGAAUGAGGCAAUCGCCCAAGGCGACCGAAAUACCAUGCUCGCUUUGUGCCAGAACGACUUCUUGGAAGACGCGAUCCGACGUAACAAGGCGCUUGGGCGAGGGACGAAAAUGGAAUGGAAAUUCCAUGGGGAAGCGUCCCCCACAAAGGUGCUCUCCAUACGGGAAGUGACCAUGCCGACUAUGGAUGGGAGCGAGGUGUUCCUCAUACAUGUACUUAUGCGCUUCGAGACGAUGCAGAGCUUGUCCGUCGUCAAGCUGCCCCCACCACAACGGGAUUCCAAAGGUCGCCGAAUCGCCCCAACAGGAGGGGCAAUAACCUCACAAUCACCACCAAAACGCGUUACCGAGUAUCUCGUGCUCGAAGGACGUAGCAGGCAAGAAAUUGCAUCCUGGAAAUUCCGCGCGCAGCUCUAUGAUGACUCUGCGCCGUAUAUUUCAGACCCAGAAAGCGGCAAGACAUCAGAGAAAGGGAAGAGCAAAUAG